Paraglomus brasilianum is the source of this 776-nucleotide messenger RNA. Lineage: Eukaryota; Fungi; Glomeromycota; Glomeromycetes; Paraglomerales; Paraglomeraceae. The record is from the annotation of a GenBank genome assembly.
AAAGACAUCCAGGGCUUGGUCACAAGCUACCUUACCUUGGAUAAUGAGGAUAUGGGAGGAAGCCUUUCUGGAUACUUUGAAGCAAACUUGCAAUGGAUAUUUGUUUUGUAAACUGGGAGCUGACAACAUCGAAUUGGUUUACAAUCCCCUAAUAGUUUUUAAUGCUCUUGAGUGGUACAACAAUCAGGGAUAUCUUUUUGAUAUUCCAAGUAUAAGUAGCUUAUCUGAUGCAACUCACUUCUUUGGGACAAUUGCUAGGCAGAACCUAGUUAAAUACAAAGACCUAAUUUUUUUCAAAGCAAAUGCACCUGUAGAAGUAAACUUUAAGCUCAAUCUUUCGUUUUCUGACAUCCUCACUGCUUCAGUCACAGGACAUGAAGCAGGCUGCCAUAGUGUUGCCUGCUCACUGCUAUAUUACCUAGGUGACUCACACAUAGUCCAAAUGAUGAUUGCUCAAUUAAUUGAAGAGCAAUGCGCUAAUAAUUUUGCUGGUAAUGCUGAAGACAGAGAGAAUGUAUACCAAGAACUUAUGAAUGACAAUAUAGCUCCCUUUAUUGGAAUUAUCAAGAAUUUUUUCAAUAGUGAAUCAAUGAGAGACCUACAAACUCUCAAUGAGCACGUGCUAAAAACAGCUCUUUUGGCUCUCAUUCCAUUUAGUGGUCGAGUUUCUGAGCUCUGUCUCAUGGCAGACUCAAGGAAACCUUAUGGUCAAGGGCGUUAUAAAUUCCCUGAUCUUUUUGUUGCCAAACGUUCACUUUUGGAUAUCCGGACUCUGA